Messenger RNA from Quercus lobata, 939 nucleotides. Its product is annotated as TMV resistance protein N-like. The transcript is spliced from 2 exons. NCBI's taxonomy places the organism in Eukaryota, Viridiplantae, Streptophyta, Magnoliopsida, Fagales, Fagaceae. Gene Ontology annotation, molecular function: ADP binding. Gene Ontology annotation, biological process: defense response. Bases 1 to 939 code for a protein of 312 amino acids. The record is from RefSeq and is a predicted model, not a curated record.
AUGGCGGUGGCAGUUGCGAUGGCGGUGGUGGCAAUGUCUGUGAUUGUUGUUUAUUGUAGAGAUUAUAUUAUUUUAUCAUGUGGCGGUGGCGGCGGAGGAGGUGGAAGAGUUUGCGGCGGCGGCAGUGGAAGAGUCAGUGGCGGCGGCGGUAGCGGCUGCAGCCGCGAUGACUCUGAACUUGUCCAAAGCAUUGUUGAAGAUAUCUCAAAGUCUAUUUUAAAUAAGAUGCCAUUAUCGGUUUCUAAGUAUCCAGUUGGAAUAAAUUCUCGAGUAGAGGAUGUUCUAAAAUCUUUAAAUAUUGAAUCAAAUGAUGAUAUUAGAAUAUUAGGGAUUUAUGGCCUUGGUGGAGUAGGCAAAACUACAAUUGCAAAAGCUAUUUAUAAUAGAACUUCAUAUCAUUUCAAAGCAAAAAUUUUUCUAGAGAAUGUUAGAGAGAAGUCAAUAACAAAAGGCAUAAUUCACUUACAAGAGACACUUCUUUCUGAGAUGUUAAAGAGUAGGAAUUUGAAGGUGCAUAACAUAUCUAGAGGAACCAACAUGAUAAUUGAAAGUCUUUGCUCAAAGAGGGUUCUUAUCAUUCUUGAUGACGUGGAUAAUUCAGAUCAGAUAGAAAAAUUGCUUGGAAAAUGUGAUUGGUUUGCUUCUGGUAGUAGAAUAAUUAUGACAACAAGAGAUAAACGCUUGCUAGACACUCUUGGAAAUGGUGUCUCAACCUAUCGAGUUAAGGAAUUAAAUAGAAAUGAAGCUAUUGAACUCUUUAGCAAGCACGCCUUUCGAAGCGACAAACCAAGUGAAAAUUAUUUGAAACUUGUGAACCAAGUUAUAUGCUAUGCUCAAGGCCUUCCACUAGCUCUAGUAGUAAUGGGUGUUGAUUUGUAUGGAAGAACUGAACUUGAAUGGGAAAGUGCCUUAAAUAAGUAUGAAAAAAAUUCCCAGUAG